Onthophagus taurus is the source of this 720-nucleotide messenger RNA. Its product is annotated as zinc finger protein 266. Gene Ontology annotation, molecular function: DNA-binding transcription factor activity, RNA polymerase II-specific; RNA polymerase II cis-regulatory region sequence-specific DNA binding. Gene Ontology annotation, biological process: regulation of transcription by RNA polymerase II. The record is from RefSeq and is a predicted model, not a curated record. Lineage: Eukaryota; Metazoa; Arthropoda; Insecta; Coleoptera; Scarabaeidae.
AUGUUCGAGUUCGCGAAGAAGUUAGAAUUGGAAUCACAAGUAACUUCCAAGAUAUUUCGACCAUGGGAUAACAAAAGCGAUCAAGAUUCCACAGUUUCAACCACCACUUCAGAAGAAUCAAGUGAUAAUCUCCAAAUAAAAACCGAAAACGCCUCCCCUGAAACAAAUCACAAAAAAUUAAUUCCACAAACUUUAAACGAAUAUAUCCCAUCACCUAAUUCAUAUCUUUAUUCCGACGUUCUUCAUUCAAUGCCUCACCCAAAUUUUCAAUCCGAAACUUUCUUUGAAUCGUUACAAGAAGAAUACAUUAGGGUGCUUCAACAAGAAGAACAUAGUAAAUCUUUAAACAAAAAGCAAAGACCCAAAAAAUAUAAAUGCCCGCAUUGCGGUGUUGCUUUUUCUAAUAACGGUCAGUUGAAAGGUCACAUUAGAAUCCACACAGGAGAACGUCCGUUCAAAUGCGACGAAAAAGAUUGUGGAAAAACGUUUACAAGAAACGAGGAGUUAACCAGACACAAAAGAAUUCACAGCGGGUUGAGACCGUUCAGUUGCAACGAAUGCGGGAAGAGUUUUGGAAGGAAAGAUCAUCUUAAGAAACACAUGAAAACUCAUAUGCAACCGAGAGGGCUUUACGCUGUACCUGUGAUGUUACCCUUCAGUACGUGGAGUAAUUUAGCUAAUGCAUCUCCUUAUCCGUACGUUCCAAACAUGUAUUAUUGA